Molecule: messenger RNA, 2426 nt
Organism: Anguilla rostrata (American eel)
Lineage: Eukaryota; Metazoa; Chordata; Actinopteri; Anguilliformes; Anguillidae
Product: myelin expression factor 2-like
Exons: 14
Coding region: 846-2210 (454 amino acids)
Cellular component (GO): cytoplasm; nucleus; ribonucleoprotein complex
Molecular function (GO): mRNA binding
Source: RefSeq, a predicted model, not a curated record
UGGUUUGUUGAAUAUUUCUGUGAUUUUUGGAAAACAUUAAAAAAGAUAAAAUUUCCUUGAUGGAAAUAUUGUAUUUUUGUGGUAGGUUUCAAUUGGUGGAUCUGUUUGGCUGUUUUAAUUAAUCAAAGGAAAUGCACAGUGGACUUUUUUUUUUGUUCAGGAUUUGUUCCAUAUAUUGGCAUUGACCAUUAAAAAAUCUUGCAUGUAGAUUUGAUCAGCAGAAGGUAUGUGAAUGGCACUGUUCACUGUUCUCUGGGAGACUGUCAAUCUUCUCAAUCUAGAACCACUGGGUCUGCAAAAUGAAUGCAUCCUUAUAAUGUUGCACAUAACAUGAACAUCAGGAAAACUCACAAAACUGUUAUUACUUACAAUUGUUUGCAAUUUAAAAAAUCUGUUUUUUACUGACAUUUGUGUUCACCUACCUCAAACAAUAAGAAAUGUUUAUUUUCCCCUACAAAAUGUGUUUCAUUGCACAUUUUUGCAUUUAAGUAAAAUGUUAGUAAAUUAAUAACCUUAACUUCAUAAAAUCAAGGUGGUAUCAUUGUUUAGUAUAUAUAAAAGUUUUCCCUCCACUCCACUCCAAAUCCUAUGUGUGUUCAUUCUGCACAAUGCUGUUGGCCUUUUCUGAACCUGGAGAUGGCCAAAGAUCUGAACAAUAUAAUAUUUGCAACUGCUUUAAAGUUUCUCACCAUGAUCGUUGCAGAUUUCCGACAAUAGAGUCUUAUGUUUUAUUGACCUGAGUUGGCAUGAGUCAGCUGGAAAUGCUUGAAUUCAAAGGAUCUUGAGAUGCUAACCACCUGUGCUCUACAUUUGUCUCUUGAUGUUGGUGUGCUCCUGGUCUCCUCAUGAUGUUCCUGCAGGGCUGUGGUGUGGUGGAGUUCAAAGAUGAGGAAUUUGUGAAGAAAGCCAUGGAGGUGAUGAACAAGCAUGAUCUGAAUGGCCGGCCACUAAACAUCAAGGAGGACCCCGAUGGUGAGCAUGCUCGGAGGAUCCUGCAGCGCUCAGGAGGAAUGUUCCCGGGAGGCCGGGGCCAGGAUGGUGGUCCAGGUGUGAUGAGCCUGCCUCCUUCCAUCGCCAACAAUCCCAACAUCCCUCCUGAGAUCAUCAGCUCUCUGCAGGCUGGGCGGCUCGGCACCACCGUGUUCGUGGCCAAUCUGGAUUUUAAAGUGGGCUGGAGGAAGCUGAAGGAGGUGUUCUCCAUGGCCGGGACGGUCAAACGGGCCGAUAUCAAAGCGGACAAAGACGGAAAGAGCCGAGGGAUGGGCACGGUCACGUUCGAUCAGGCCCUGGAGGCUGUGCAGGCCAUCUCUAUGUUCAACGGACAGAUGCUCUUUGACCGACCCAUGCAUGUUAAGAUGGAUGACAAGUCCAUUCCCCCGGAUGAUUUCCGGCCGGUCGAGAAAGCGCCUCAGUUGCCAAGGGGUCUCGGUGGAAUUGGAAUGGGGCUGGGGCCAGGAGGGCAGCCAAUCAACGCAAACCGAAUGAGUGGGGGUGGAGCCAUGGGCAACAUGGGCCCUGGAGGUAUGGAUGGGCCUGGAUUUGGAGGAAUGGGGCGAAUGGGAGGAAUGGGCGGCGGCGGUGGUUAUGGUGGCAUGGAUGGCAUGGGCAACAUGGGAGGAUUUGGUGGCAGAGACAUGGCCCCCAUGGGCAGGAUGGGAGGAAUGGAUGACUUCAGAGGAAACCCCGGAGCUGGAAUGGGCGGAAUGGGUCUGGGCGCAGGCAUGGGUGGCAAUGUGGGAGAUAUGUAUCGCUCAGGAAUGGCUGACUUUGGGAGAAAUGACAUGACUAUGGGCCGUGGAUUUGGGGACUCUUUUGGAGGAAUGGGUGGUGGAAUGGGAAACAUGGGCAUGAGCUCUGGCUUUGACCGGAUGGGCGGGGCCAUGGAUAUGAACCGUGGGUUCGGGGGCUUCGGCGGCACCCCUGGGCCCAUGGGGGGCGGAAUGUCAGACAGAGGAUCAGCGGUGAAGGGGGGCUGCCAGAUCUUUGUGCGAAAUCUCUCUUAUGACCUCACAUGGCAGAAACUGAAGGAGAAGUUCAGCCACUGUGGUCAGGUGAUGUUUGCGGAAAUCAAAAUGGAGAACGGGAAGUCCAAGGGCUGCGGCACGGUUCGCUUCGACUCCCCGGAGAGCGCCGAGCAGGCCUGCCGUCUAAUGAACGGCACCAAGAUCAACGGGAGAGAGGUGGACGUCCGCAUCGACCGCAACGCAUGAAUGUUGCCGCGGUGAUGUCGCACCCCCAGGCCCUGCUUAGUUUUGUUUUAAAAAACAGUUCACACCCCACAGAGUCCUCAGUCAAGGCAGAAAUGAUGUCACCAGUCUCUGUGUCACUGGAUUAUAGUUUGUAUACCGUGACUUUUUUGUUUUUGUAAACCAUUUUUAGUGUGUCACCAGUUUAUUUGAAUAAAUAAGCUUUUUAAUUUUUUUAAA